GGUAAGUAUCAACGUCGUCGCCAAUUCAUUCAAUUGCGCACGGAGCAUUGGUUGUCGUCAUUUUUAACCUUUUGUCAUUGGAACUCGGACUCGGAGAGUAUUUUCAUCAAACUAUGAUCGAACAGACAUAAAGUAAUGUGUAUGGUGAUCAUACUGACGAAAAUGACAAUCUAAUACACCAAAUCAGCAACGGGCUUUCAUUGUGUCGGGCUUUCACUCGUGUUGUGAGAACUACAACGUGCACGUCUCACGUCUGACUGCAAAAAAGCGGCAAACACAAAAGAAAAAUGGGAUUUGAAGUAGGACGUUUCCGUGGUGAAGUGGAUGAGGAACUAAUCUGUCCAAUUUGCAGUGCUGUUUUGGAAGAUCCUGUACAGGCCCCAGAAUGUGAGCAUGCCUUUUGCUCAGUAUGUAUCCAUGAAUGGUUGAACAGACAACGUACGUGCCCAGUGGAUCGCAAUCCCAUCACUUCUCAGCAACUCAAGUCAGUUCCACGCAUAUUACGGAACUUACUUUCUCGUUUGUAUAUUGCAUGUGACAAUGCUAGCUUUGGUUGUACAGUAGUUGUCAAGCUUGACUCUCUUCAGCAACAUCUGGAAGAGUGUGAUCACAACCCCAAGCGUCCAGUUCAAUGUGAACAGGGCUGUGGUAUGGUCAUUCCAAAAGAUGAGCUCAAAACGCAUAAUUGUGUACGUGAACUAAGGGCUGUUGUUGAGGAACAAGCAUCAAAAAUAGGAGAUUAUCGGGCUGAAGUUGAAGAUGUCAAGCGUGCUCUGGCAGAACACCGCCAUGAAAUGCAGAUGCUGAAGGAUUACAUACGAGCGAUCAGAGUCUCAACACCAAAUGCUAAUCCCUCCGUCCAGGCAAUCGAAGAUGAAUUAGAAAACAAUGAGAUAGUACGAUGGGUGAAUACCAUUCCCUUAGCAAAAGUCACGCGUUGGGGAGGCAUGAUCUCUACUCCAGAUGCUGUAUUGCAAGCUGUCAUCAAACGCUCUCUCCAAGAAAUUGGCUGUCCACCACAUCUUGCCACUGAGUUGAUGGAGAAUGCUCAUGAACGCAAUUGGCCGCAUGGGUUAUCAACCCUGGAGACACGACAGAUGAAUAGACACCUAUACGAGCGAUAUGUUACUAGGCGUGUACCUGGCAAACAAGCAGUACUGGUUAUGGCAUGUGAUAAUGUACACAUGGGGGAAGAAAUGUCUCUGGAACCAGGAUUAGUCAUGAUAUUUGCUCAUGGAAUAGAGUAAUUAAAAAAACCCACAUGAUUCCAUUCAUGCAAGACAAACAUUUCAGGGUUUGGGCCCUUUUAUUACGUUGUAUAUUUAAAGCGUCAAAUGUAAAACCUAUAGGCCUAUUUAUAACUGAGACUGACUGAGAAACACUACAAAAUGCAAUUGGUACAUGUAGAGAUUAUUACAUUUAUUUUACAACAAACAAGUUUGUUCAUAUAAUUUGUUUCCCCCUGUGAAAUAGUGAACUGUAUGCAGUGCAUGUGCCGACAGUUUGGUUUGAAGUAGAUGUAUACAUGCACCGGUACCUACAUGGUUUGAAUAGGAAACAAUUACAUGUACUUGAAUCCCAGCAGUUGAUUUGACAAAACUUUACAAAUGGCAUAUCUUUAUUGUGCAACGUUUUAAUGCGUUUGUUGCACACAUUUAGGACACUCUUCUAAAAGAUAUGUUGCGCAUACAUGUACCGGUAAGUCUAUGGUGUAUGUACCUUACAGAGUCAUUUUAGGUGAUCAUGUACAUAAUACAGCGUACAUCCGUACAAAUUUAAAUGACCAAUAUUGGUACAAGAAAUUCACAGCUUUUUAUUGUGAUGAAAUGCCCAUGAAAAAAUUUGGAGGGUUGCUGUCUAAUUCAGAAGAAAUUGAUACGAACCAUUUUCUUAAUUGGUGGGCAGAGCUACAACUGUUUUGUGACCAAUGUGAAAUUGUACACCAAGAGUCAUUUGAUGUAAAAGCUGUGAUAGUGAUCAUAAAAUAUUGAAACACUUGAUAUCUGCAGUUACAACAGGUUUUUGAAAUCAAUUGUUAAUACAGUGGGCAGCUGGACAACAAAUUUGUUGCAUAAAUCAUAAACAUUCAAUAAGUAAUGCACUAACUUGUGAAAUCAGCUGUAAAUAUAAACAUGCUCGUUUGAUGCUAAAUCUUUUGUUGAUGGAUUAAAUGUCUGUAUAAUCUAUUGUAAAAUUAACAGCAGCUAUGCAAUGUGUAUAUCAGUGGAGCAAAACAUGUGUCUGCUUUGACCAGAUACUAAUAUUAUAGGCAUUUGCAUAAAUUAUUCUUUAAUAUAAACUUGAGGAGAAUAAAGUUGAUUGGCUGUCAUUGAAAUCCAAAGAAACCAUCAGAAUUAACCACUCUGUUCCUUUUAAGUUAUUUCCUGUCUUCAAGGCAGAUUGACUAUGACUGGGGAAAUUAUACCUGCAUACAUGUACUACUGUUUAAUGAUCUGGAAUGCAGUUUCCAAUGAGUUUAGCAGGUUUUGAGAUAAGAGCGAUAGAUGAGUAAUUAUUUUCCAACAUUAUCCGGUAUGCAGGCUGUACCGAGCAAGUACCAGUGGUCAGUUGUCAUCUUCUGGAACAUAUGCAAAAUGCUUCUUUUCACAGAUUUUUUUCAGCAAUUCCGUACCAAUGUAAACUGUUUGCAGAUUUAGGUCAAAAGUCACAUGGUUGUUAGCAGUGGUCAGAUUUCAGGGAAAAUGCAAAAUGCUACUACCUCAUCUUUCAAUUGAACUUUGUUGUGUUCAGCCAUGACUUGGAACAGAAUUUUCUUCUUCUUUUUUCUAGUACUGCGCAUGCCCAGUAUAGACACUGCAUGUGCCCAUUUACUAAAAAGUUGCUGUACAUGGCUGGGUUCUAUUUUAACUUACACAUUCUCACCAGAUGAAUAUAUACAGAACAUUGCUCUCAUUGAAGGGUCCUUCUUGAUCUCCAGUGAUUCCUAAGUGUGAUGUGACGAUAAUGCAUUUGAACCAGUGAGAGCAAAUUUAAUCGGAACUAUAUUGAAAGCAUGAUAAUACACAAUGUACAUGUACCAUAGUUGAAUUAGUCAUAGGAUUAGUUAUGAUAGUUUAGUUGACAAUUGUUGGUUCAACUAGAGACAUUCAUGCUUUGAUAUUAGCAUGCAGGUGUAAGUUAAAUCACAAAUCAACCACUACCGGUACAUUAUGGUUAACCAUUGGUUCUUGAUCAAACUUGCUCUACAUUGUACAUGUGCCCAUUUCUAAACUGGUUCCCACAUACCGUAUGAAGUUUAGAACAUGACAAUGGGACCAGGAAGCAGCAUAUCCUACAUCUCACUCACUGUCUCAGUUAACCAACUUAAUGCACACAACAAGCAAUGACAUGUUUUAAUGCUUUUAAACGUUUUACUUACCUUUGCAGACAAAUUGCAGUGAGUCUACAUGGUAGAUCCCCCAUUAUUCCCUCAUUAGAAAGGAUAUCCAUACUAAAACAAAAUUAAAAGCUAGCUUAGGCAAAGUUGAAAUUAAUGUUUGUUUUUUGAGUGCUUGAAGUUAUAUUCUUCAAAUAGAGUGGUUUAUUCUGUAAAAAGGUACAUUUGUUUUGGUUAAAUGUAUGUUUUCACUGUACAUAGAUUCUGAUCUUCCAAAGCUUGUAAAGUAUAUAUAAAUUCUGUUACACAUUGUACAUAAACAAGUACAUGUACAUACAGUAACUAAUAUUUAUGUAUUUACUUCAUGGCAUGUGCUUAAAUGUUAAAAUAGUAACUAUAGCAUUUGGUUGUCUACUAAUUUUCUUUAGCCAAAGCAUGUAUGUGGAGCAUGUGAGUUAGUGCUAGUGUCAUACUCAUAGUUAUUUAUGUAAUACAUGUAAUAUGAGAGUCGCGGGUAAAGAGUAUUAAUUAGUUCAGCAUGCAUAGCUAUGAACACUUCUUUAUAAGCAUUUUCAGAGUGGAGAGUUCCAAAUCUAGAGAUAAGUGUUCAUAUAUUGUGAUGAGGCCUCAUCAUGAGAAUGUUGGGCUACUAAGGGAAGGAGAUUUGUACAAUGCUGGUUCACGCUUGCUGUCCAUCAUAUUAUUAUGCUGUUAUCUACAUGUACACAUCCAGUGGGGAAGGGUAGACUGGUUUCUUUUCCCUCCAUCAUGUUUGACUUCUUUUUGACCAGUCUUGAUAGUUAGGUGUUUAUGCUGAAUAUUAAACUGGUAGCCAGGGUUGCGGCUGCACAUGUACACUAACAUAUUACAUUGUAUAUAUUGAGUAGCUUGUCUAAUGUCUAUCUACCUACCUACCUAAACAUUACCUAACAAAUUGGUAUCACUUUUAUUUUAAUUGGGGUAAGUGUACUGUGUGUUCUCAUUGGAAAACCACUGGCUAAUUGAUCCAGUUGUGAAGCACUCUUAAAUGCUGUCAGAUGUGUGCUAAUAUCUCUUACUCUCUUCUAAAUCUUUAAGAUUGUGGACCUUUAUGGCAAAAAUAUUUUUAUUGUGCACUUAGCUUUAGUUUCUUAAUUUAUUCCCAUAUAUCGGCUCAAGUUUGUAUUGUAACACUAAAAGUCUUGCAAGAACAAAAUUA
Molecule: messenger RNA, 4535 nt
Organism: Patiria miniata (bat star)
Lineage: Eukaryota; Metazoa; Echinodermata; Asteroidea; Valvatida; Asterinidae
Gene: rnf41
Product: E3 ubiquitin-protein ligase NRDP1-like
Exons: 3
Coding region: 288-1247 (319 amino acids)
Biological process (GO): protein K63-linked ubiquitination; positive regulation of JNK cascade; regulation of canonical NF-kappaB signal transduction
Cellular component (GO): plasma membrane signaling receptor complex
Molecular function (GO): metal ion binding; ubiquitin protein ligase activity
Source: RefSeq, a predicted model, not a curated record